AUGGCGGACACAAAUCCAAAGGACCAGCGCACCUCAAGCGACCGUGAAGCAACCCUCUACAUCGACGCUUCAAACAGCGCUGCGGUACAGGCGCUGUCGCACUCCGAUCCCAAGUUCGACCUUAUCACUAUCGAAGCCAAAGCGGCCACUCAGGCCGAACAUGCCAUGCCACUCCGUCAAGCCAUCAAACUCUACCCCAAAGCAAUCCUCUGGUCUAUCUUCUUCUCCACAGCCAUUGCCAUGGAGGGCUACGAUCUCGUACUCGUCCAGUCCUUCUUCGCCUUCCCGGCAUUCGCGGAGAAGUACGGAGUGCUCGAUAGCAAGGGCAAGUACGGCAUCCCUGCUCCAUGGCAGGCUGGCCUCUCCAAUGGUGCACGGGUGGGUGAGAUACUAGGCCUCUUUGUAAAUGGCAUUGUGUGUGAUAAAUUCGGAUUCAGAAAGACCAUGGUUGGCACGCUUGUGCUGCUGUGCGGACUGAUCUUUAUCCCGUUCUUCGCUCAAAAUAUCGAGACCAUCCAGGUCGGCCAGAUCUUGCUCGGUAUACCAUGGGGUGUAUUCCAGACCUUGACUACGGCGUAUGCUGCCGAGGUCUGUCCUGUCGCGCUCAGGGGGUAUCUGACGACGUAUGUGAACAUGAUGUGGGGGCUGGGCCAGCUCCUCGCUUCUGGCGUGCUGCGAGCGAUGCUGAAAAGGACGGAUCAAUGGGCGUAUAGGAUACCAUUUGCGCUGCAGUGGAUGUGGCCGGUACCACUCAUCGUGGGCAUUGCGCUUGCACCAGAAUCGCCAUGGUGGCUCGUCCGCAAAGGCCGCCACGGUGAAGCGAAGACGUCUCUACGACGACUCUCGCAGAGCUCCAAUACUGAGCUUGAUCACACGCUCUCAAUGAUGCGGUACACCAAUGAGAUUGAGAAGGAGGUCUCUGCAGGCACCAGCUACAUCGACUGCUUCCGCGGCGUUCAUUUGCGCAGGACGGAGAUCACGUGCUUUACUUGGGUCAUUCAGGCAGCAAGUGGUGCGUCGUUCAUGGGAUACGCCGCAUAUUUCUUCGAGCAAGCCGGCCUCCCCACAAGCAUCUCCUUCGACUUCUCCAUCUCCCUCUACGCCGUCGCUAUGAUCGGUGUAGCAAUUUCCUGGUUCGCCAUGACCUACCUUGGCCGCCGCACAAUCUACCUCUCUGGCCUAAGCGCCAUGUUCGUUGUGCUGAUAACAAUUGGCUUCGUCAAUAUCUCCCCCUCCAAGGGUACCUCUUACGCUACUGGGAGCCUACUCCUACUGUUCACGUUAUGCUACGAUAUUACGAUCGGUACAGUAGCUUACAGUAUCGUGGCGGAGAUGCCGAGUAGUCGACUCAGGACGAAGACGAUUGUCUUGGCGAGGAAUCUGUAUAAUGUACAGGGUAUCACCAAUGGGGUCAUUACCCCUUACAUGUUGAACCCGGAUGCUUGGAACUGGAAAGGCAAAGCCGGCUUCUUCUGGGCUGGCCUUGCUCUUCUCUGCCUGAUAUGGACUUUCUUCCGUCUGCCCGAGCCUAAGGGACGCACAUAUGCGGAGCUGGAUCUCUUGUUCGAGCAGAAGGUCUCCGCGAGAAAGUUCAGGGAUGCUGUCGUCGAUACGUUCGAGAGUCCACACCACACCACCGAGGUGGAGAUGACGACAAAAGAUGCAAUAAAAAAUGGUUGA
This is a messenger RNA of Anthostomella pinea, 1680 nucleotides long. The record is from the annotation of a GenBank genome assembly. Lineage: Eukaryota; Fungi; Ascomycota; Sordariomycetes; Xylariales; Xylariaceae.